AUGGAUGAAAUCAAACAAAUACUAGAACAUGCAUUUGAUAAUAUCGAUCCAACACAUGAUCAAAUGAUACGACAUUUACAUCGAGCUAACCAAAUUGCAAAACGUGCAUUACAAUUUGGUCAUCAUCCAUUUGGUUGCAUACUUGUUGGACCAGAUAAUGAAGUCAUAUUGAUCGAUCAAGGUAAUGUCGAUGUCGUUAAUCAUGCUGAAUCAAUGCUUGCACGAGUAGCUUACACAAAUUUUUCUUCAGAAUAUCUCUGGAGAUGUACACUUUAUACGACCUUUGAACCCUGUGUGAUGUGUGCAGGUACAUUAUAUUGGGCUAAUAUUGGUCGUCUCGUAUUUGGUGCAACAGAAAAACGAUUAUUAGAGCUUACUGGAAAUAGCGAGACAAAUCCGACACUAGACAUUCCUUGCCGUUAUGUAUUCGAACAUGGCCAGAAAAAUAUUAAAGUAUGGGGCCCAUUUCCUGAAGUUGAAAAAGAAUUCAUUGAAUUACAUAAAGGAUUUUGGAAAUAA
Molecule: messenger RNA, 519 nt
Organism: Rotaria socialis
Lineage: Eukaryota; Metazoa; Rotifera; Eurotatoria; Philodinida; Philodinidae
Source: the annotation of a GenBank genome assembly